This is a messenger RNA of Culicoides brevitarsis, 2358 nucleotides long. It is a transcript of the gene Wdr33, whose product is annotated as pre-mRNA 3' end processing protein WDR33. The record is from RefSeq and is a predicted model, not a curated record. Bases 113 to 2260 code for a protein of 715 amino acids. Gene Ontology annotation, molecular function: protein binding. Lineage: Eukaryota; Metazoa; Arthropoda; Insecta; Diptera; Ceratopogonidae. The transcript is spliced from 7 exons. Gene Ontology annotation, cellular component: mRNA cleavage and polyadenylation specificity factor complex.
AUGUUUAUUUAUUUUGUUAGUUGAAUAGUUUGUUAAAAAAAUAACUGUUUUUUUGGUCAAUUUUUAACCUUUCAAACUAGUGAAAAUUUCACUAAAAAUUCAACUUUGAAGUAUGGAGUUUUCACAUCCACCCCCUGACAUAACAAAACUUCAAUUCAACAAUCUAAAUAAUGGAAUACAGCCUGUCGUACAAUGUUCUCAUCAAUUUAAUACGAAUUUUACUAACCAGCAAUUCAAUGCAAACACAGAAUCAAACGCAAUCCGGUAUAGAAGUGGACUAAGAGCUCCCUUCUUCAGAAAUUUUAAUGCUUUUCACCGAGGAGGUCAUCAUCCACACGGUAUUAUGACUCAAGAUGAUUUCGAUGGAAAGCGACUUCGAAAAAGUGUCAUGCGAAAAACUGUUGACUACAAUGCAUCCAUUAUAAAAGCAAUUGAAAAUAGAGUCUGGCAAAGAGACGAUAGAGAUAGGCGGGCAUUACAACCGGAAAGUAUAUAUGCUCCCCAUUUAAUGCCACCGAGCAGUUAUUUAGAAAACUCUAGCAAUGCGGUAACAACUCGAUUUGUGAAAACAGCUACAAAUAAGAUGAGAUGUCCCAUUUUCACACUAGCUUGGACACCUGAGGGACGACGUUUAGUAACUGGAGCAAGUUCGGGGGAAUUCACUCUUUGGAAUGGCUUAACAUUUAAUUUUGAAACUAUAUUACAGGCUCAUGAUGUCCCUGUACGGACAAUGGUAUGGUCACAUAACGAUCAGUGGAUGGUAACUGGAGACCAUAAUGGAUACGUCAAAUAUUGGCAGUCAAAUAUGAAUAAUGUGAAAAUGUAUCAAGCACACAAAGAGCCGAUAAGAGGCAUAAGUUUCAGUCCAUCUGAUUCCAAAUUUGUGACAUGCAGUGAUGAUGGAACUGUGCGUGUAUGGGAUUUUUUACGUUGCUCAGAGGAAAAAGUUCUAAGAGGGCAUGGCGCUGAUGUAAAAUGUGUUCAUUGGCAUCCUCAUAAAGCACUUGUUGUGUCUGGAAGCAAAGAUAAUCAACAACCAAUAAAAUUAUGGGAUCCAAAAAGCGGUCAAGCAUUAGCAACGCUACACGCACAUAAAUCAACUGUAAUGGAUUUGAAAUGGAACGAUAAUGGAAAUUGGUUAAUAACUGCUUCUCGUGAUCAUUUACUCAAAUUAUUUGACUUACGAAAUCUAAAUGAGGAGGUUCAAGUUUUUAGAGGUCAUAAAAAAGAAGCUAGCGCAGUUGCCUGGCACCCUGUACAUGAAGGUCUAUUUGCAAGCGGCGGUUCCGAUGGAUCUAUUCUAUUUUGGAAUGUUGGAACUGAUAAGGAGGUGGGAAAUAUUGAGCUAGCUCACGAUUCGAUUGUUUGGUGUUUAGACUGGCAUCCCCUUGGUCACAUUUUAUGCUCUGGAUCCAAUGAUCAUACCAUUAAAUUUUGGACGCGUAAUCGUCCAGGAGACCAAAUGAGAGACAAAUAUAAUUUAAACACUUUACCAGCAAGCCUCCAAGGGAUGGAUGAGAACGAUUACGAUGACAACAUUAUCAUACCGGCUUUAGGAAUAGAUGACAAGAUAGAAAUAACAGACAGCUUAGCAAUUGAUCGUGGCGUAAUUCCUGGUUUAGAUUUAGAUACAUCUCACAUAAUAGACAGACCUAUUUUUAAGGAGAAAAAACCCUAUAGCAAACCUAUUCCGAAAAAUUUUCAAGCACAAUGGAAUGAUGUGAGGAUGGAAGAAGACUCGAUUUCAAUAGAGUUGCGUGAUAUUUUAAAUCAUUUGAUGGAUCCAAGCUCAGUACUAUUAAGAAAAAUAGCACCAAACGCUAUUCUUUUAGAGGGAAAAAUUUUAGAACUAAAAGUUGGUUCGAAACUUGACCUGGCUGUGCAAGAAGGACAAGAAGCGUUUAAUAAAAUUUUGACAAAUGCACCAUUUGAUGAUUUGCGUGAUGGAAUCACAAUGAUAGAAGAUGAUGUACCUUAUUCUUCACGGAAUGUUUCUCAACAAUCAAAUAAAAAAACACGAUUUGCCGAAGAAGCAAAGACCAACUGUGAGCCUAAUAGUAGUAAUAUCCCGUCACUGCUUCAAUUAAACGUAAACGCACCACCUGAUAUCGAAAUCAAUUUAGAUGAUUUAAAAUCCGAUGACGAUGAAGAUCCUCGAGCGAAUGGUGAUAAUCGAUCACGCAAGCGAGGACGAGAAGAUCGUGCCGAAAAUGUAAGAGAUCGAUCAGACGGACGCCCAACACGAUGGAAUAGGUUUUAACCUCCUUACAUCUAAUAAAUUUUUUUUACAAUACGGAAAAGAAUAUUUUCAUUUUUGUUUUAUUACUUGAAAACACAAUAUUGUAUUUACAUAUAUCA